AGUGUUCACUUGACCUUGUUUUUAUUAUAUUAGAAGAUAAAUUAACACAGCAUUAUUAUUUGAAAUGCGAGCAGAUUAUGGCUCUCCAGUUACAGUCAGUCUUAUUACGAAAUUUAAAUAGAUGCAUAAAACCUUGGAAAAAACGUUUUCAUAAUAAACCAUAUGUUAGGAUAGUUGAAGUAGGUCCUAGAGACGGUCUUCAAAAUGAACCUGUUAAUGUUCCUACGAAUAUUAAAACAGAAUUAAUUAACAAACUUUCCGAAACUGGUCUCAGGACUAUCGAAGUUACUAGCUUUGUAAGUCCAAAAUGGGUACCUCAAAUGGGGGACAAUGUAGAUGUUUACUCAGGGAUUACAAAGAAAGAUGACAUCUCUUAUCCAGUUCUAAUUCCUAAUUUAAAAGGAUUGGAGUCUGCUAUGAAAGUUGGCGUACGAGAAAUAGCUGUCUUUGCAUCAGCGUCUGAAGGCUUUUCCCAAAAAAAUACGAACUGUUCAAUUCAAGAAGGAAUAAAUCGAAUAAGGGAUUUGGUUGUCGUAGCGAAAAGGGAAAAUCUCAAAAUACGAGGAUAUGUCUCAUGUGUAGUUGGUUGCCCGUAUGACGGACACAUACAACCAUCUUCCGUUACAAAAGUAACCGAGGCAUUACUAUCUCUUGGCUGUUACGAAAUAUCUCUUGGUGAUACUAUUGGGGUGGGAACGAGAAAAACUAUAGAAAAUAUGAUUAUAGAUCUCCUAAAAAUUACAACACCUGAGAAAUUAGCUAUACAUUGCCACGAUACAUAUGGCCAGGCUUUGGUCAAUAUUUGUACUAGCCUUGAAUAUGGCAUAAGAGUUGUAGACUCUUCUGUUUCAGGGCUAGGUGGUUGCCCUUAUGCAAAGGGCGCCACUGGUAACGUUGCUACUGAAGACUUGAUAUAUAUGUUGAACGGUAUGGGGAUGGAGACAGGUGUUGAUUUGAAAAAGCUCAUAGAAGCUGGUAGAUACAUCACUGACUUUAUUAAAAAGCCUUCAGCAUCAAAAGUCAACAAUGCACUAUUUUCAAAGUACUUUAAUUGAAACAGAAUCUGUUUCACUACAUUUUUUUACAUUUGCAUAAUUUUAUUGCUGUUUUAUUCAUUUAAUGACUAGUGACUAGUCAAAAGAAAUUAUAUUCACUGCAGUUCCUCAUGUUACAUAAAAUAAAACCUUUAAUAAAAUAA
Molecule: messenger RNA, 1198 nt
Organism: Anoplophora glabripennis (Asian longhorned beetle)
Lineage: Eukaryota; Metazoa; Arthropoda; Insecta; Coleoptera; Cerambycidae
Product: hydroxymethylglutaryl-CoA lyase, mitochondrial
Exons: 4
Coding region: 78-1055 (325 amino acids)
Biological process (GO): L-leucine catabolic process; ketone body biosynthetic process
Molecular function (GO): hydroxymethylglutaryl-CoA lyase activity
Source: RefSeq, a predicted model, not a curated record